AUGUCGCUCCAGGCGCACGUCGCCUUCUUCGACCGCGACGGGGACGGCGUGAUCGCGCCCUGGGAUACGUACCGGGGCUUCCGUGACAUUGGCUUCGGGCUGCUCCUCGCGCUUAAUGGGGCAUUCCUCAUCCAUCUGACGCUGUCCUGGCUCACGUGCGGUACUUUCUUCCCGGACCCGCUCUUCCGCAUACGCAUCAAGCAUAUCCAUAAGGGCACGCACGGGUCGACGUCCGGCGCCUACACCACUCGCGGCAAGUUCAACCGGACGGUCUUCGACGACACGUUCGCCAUGUACAGCAGCUAUCCUCACACGCACAUUACCCUGAAGGAAACGCUGCGAAUGGUGCAUGGAAACAUCGACGCGUUCGACGUGUUCGGCUUCCUGGCCAACCUCGCCGAGUGGUUGACUGCCUACGCCGUUCUAUGGCCCGCAGACGGACGAAUGGCAAAGGAAGAUAUACUGGGGAUAUACUCCGGCGCCUACUUCUACAAAAUCUCCGGCAGGACACCGCCCCCAAAUCUGCGGUUCAAGCCGGUGAAUUGA
Messenger RNA from Schizophyllum commune H4-8, 546 nucleotides. Its product is annotated as Caleosin-domain-containing protein. The record is from RefSeq and is a predicted model, not a curated record. NCBI's taxonomy places the organism in Eukaryota, Fungi, Basidiomycota, Agaricomycetes, Agaricales, Schizophyllaceae. Bases 1 to 546 code for a protein of 181 amino acids. The transcript is spliced from 6 exons. Gene Ontology annotation, molecular function: calcium ion binding; monooxygenase activity.